Messenger RNA from Anolis sagrei ordinatus, 1027 nucleotides. RefSeq names its product mitochondrial translational initiation factor 3 (gene MTIF3). Gene Ontology annotation, biological process: ribosome disassembly; mitochondrial translational initiation. Lineage: Eukaryota; Metazoa; Chordata; Lepidosauria; Squamata; Anolidae. Gene Ontology annotation, molecular function: translation initiation factor activity; ribosome binding. The record is from RefSeq and is a predicted model, not a curated record. Gene Ontology annotation, cellular component: mitochondrion.
CCGGCGAGUGCGUCGCCUUCUUUCUUCCGCUCCUGGGAGGCUGACAGUCUUGCUGCCCAGGCAGUUCUCCUAGAAUGGCUGCCUUGUGCUUAAAGAAACUACUUGCUCAGGCUAGAAGGGAUCAAGUGAACUUUAUCAGUAGAUACCUUGCUACUUUUGGGAUGCGCCCACUGGAAAGAACACCCCUUUCUCAGACAUGGCUUGUGACAGAGCAUGCUACAAAAGGACUUCUUCCUUUCCCCACACAAUCAUUCUGUACACAUGAAGCUGCUGAGGAGAAACUGAAAGGAAAGAAAAUAAAUCCCAAUGCCAAAAAGACUAUUGAAAGUGUUGGAAAGAAAAUUCCGCAUAGGAUUGUUCAACUGAUCGAUGAGAAUGGCAAGAAUGAGGGAACGAUGCACAGAGCCGACGUGAUUCGUAUCAUGGACGAAAGGGGACUGAGGCUUGUUCUGCUUUCAGAGAAAGCAGAUCCUCCAGUUUAUAGACUGAUGUCAGGGCACCAGAUUCAUGAGGAACGCAUGAAACUGAAAGAAAAGCAGAAAGCUAACCCCUCAAAUGGGCCUGUCCAACAGAAGGAGAUAACACUUUCCACAAAUAUUGCCCAACAUGAUUUAGAUACAAAGAUAAAACAAAUACAGCAGUGGAUUGAUAAGAAGCACCAUGUGAGGGUAACAGUGCAGCAGAAGAGGGCUGCUGAUGAACCAAAAAAUAUGCUAGCAUUAUUUGAUCAGAUUUUGGGUGCGAUGCCUGAAAAAGCAACUUACCUCUCAGAGCCACGCAUUGCUAAAGAAGGAAGGAGCACAUGUGUAUUGAGACACAUGUCUGAGAAAGAGAUCUGCGAACUCAAGACGAGGGGAAAGAUCAAAGAAGGUCCCGGGGACACUGAAAAGUCAACCACUACCUCAGAUACGCUCAACCAGUGAUUUUGAAAUGUGACAAAAGACUGAGUUUGCUUCAAUGGCUUUUUGUUUAUCUGUACAGACCCCUUAAACUUGAUGACAAUGAUCACUCUAUAAAGUCUCUUCCU